AUGGCCACCGAAGCGAAUCCGCGAAGCGGUUCGAUAUCUACAGCCCAGUCACCUAUAAUCACCAACCUCCGGGACGACAUUCCAAAGCCAGUGUGGAAUCCCGCCCCUGCCAUUGUCACGCUCUACGAUUUCCCCUCAAUGGAACCAAUCCAGUACCUCGAAUAUAAGCCUGAGCAUCUUCUCCUUCCUCUGCGCCGUGACAUAUUACACCGUGCUGUCAUCUACGAAGGUGACAAGACCCGACAAGGUACCGCGAGCACAAAAUGGAGAGACGACGUACGGGGUAGCGGACGCAAGAUCAGACCGCAAAAGGGCACUGGACGAGCUCGUCUGGGCGAUAAGAAGUCACCGAUGCUAAGAGGAGGCGGUGUUGCCCAUGGACCCCAUCCACGAGACUUUUCGACCGAUCUGCCACGAAAAAUUUACGAUAAGGCCUGGCGAACAGCGUUAAGCUAUAGAUACCAACGAGGGCAGCUCAUUGUUGUCAACGACAACAUCUCCCUAGAGCGCGGUGCCUCCGUUCACUUACUUCACGAUAUCUUCCAAACACACGGUUGGGGCAGAGAGUUCGGCAGGUCUUCUCUCAUUACCGAGGUCAAGAAGGAGAGGCUUUUCCGAGCUGUCGCAGAGAUUGGUCAAGAGGCAAGGGCUUUGGAUCGUGCAGAUGUUGAUGUGAAGGAUCUACUCGAGACCGGACGAUUGAUCAUUGAGAAGCAGGCCUUGGACAAGAUGCUCGCCCUUCACUCGAGUGACCUUGGCCGCCCACUGGGUAACAUGUGA
This is a messenger RNA of Trichophyton benhamiae CBS 112371, 780 nucleotides long. RefSeq lists its product as uncharacterized. The record is from RefSeq and is a predicted model, not a curated record. The transcript has a single exon. Bases 1 to 780 code for a protein of 259 amino acids. NCBI's taxonomy places the organism in Eukaryota, Fungi, Ascomycota, Eurotiomycetes, Onygenales, Arthrodermataceae. Gene Ontology annotation, biological process: translation. Gene Ontology annotation, molecular function: structural constituent of ribosome. Gene Ontology annotation, cellular component: ribosome.